Aspergillus steynii IBT 23096 is the source of this 1087-nucleotide messenger RNA. RefSeq names its product DUF2011 domain-containing protein. NCBI's taxonomy places the organism in Eukaryota, Fungi, Ascomycota, Eurotiomycetes, Eurotiales, Aspergillaceae. Bases 78 to 989 code for a protein of 303 amino acids. The record is from RefSeq and is a predicted model, not a curated record. The transcript is spliced from 3 exons.
CCUCACGAUAGCCCCUCAAACUUCGCAAUUGUCGUUCACACCAUCCCUUCAAUUUUAUCUAUACCUAUUCACAGACAAUGUUCGAUCUCCCGAACGCAAAACGCGUUCGUCGCGAAGACAUCCUCUCCCGUGCCUCGUCAGCCUCCCGAUCCCCCUCGCCGCAACCCGAGCCCGCAAAUACCGAUGCGCAUCAACGCCUCGCCAAACUGCUAAACCUCGACACAUUCGUCGCAACGACCACCCAACCAGAAGCCUCUGGACAAGAACCACACCCCGACGAAGCAGACGGCCCGAACAAAGCAGAGGAGGAGGAACAAGAGUUCGAGUUCCGGUUAUUCAGCGCCCCAGCCGCGACGAAAUCGCAAUCGCAAACGCAAGCAACUGGUGACUCCAAGGAUAGUAACGAGAAUACCGCGCAGGGGGCGCAGAAACUACGGAUUAGAUUGCGGUCUCCGACUCCGGAGACGGGAGAUGGACGCUUCGUGAACCCGUUUCGAGGGUGGGGGUACUAUUUCUCGACGCCGACGUUGUCGGGCGUGAAGGUAGACGAGGAUCCGCAGCUGGAAGUACGGAAGAAGCAGUUUGCGGAUGUCGCGGUGUCUGGAGAUGAUCUGUUGGGCUGGGCCAAGAUUUCUUGGCCUGGUUGCCAUCUGCCAUGGCGGGUCAUUCGCUUGAACAGGCAGCAUACGAAACUCCCGCGGGAGUCGAACGAUACAAUCAUUGCGUACAAUGCGGAGAGUGAACCCCAGACUCCCAAGUCCUAUAAGAAGCCGGGCAAGAAGCGUCGUCUGCAGCUGCGCAAGCGCGUUAAGGCCGCGGAGCAGGCAAAGGAAACAGAGGCGGAAAAGCGGAACCGCAAGAAUCGCGAGAGAAAGAUCAAAAGGAGACAGAAGGCCAGAGAGAUCAAAGCUGCCACGGCAGCGGCUACAGGCCAGGCUCUGCCUGUUGAGAUGGAUGAAGACGUAUCCUCGCAAGAAGAGGACAAUUAGGUUCUCGGCAGUUUGCGUGUCUUUUGCGCUGUGCCUCGUUGAUGAUACCCAUGCUCACAUCGCCUUGAUAGAUCUAAUUUGAUAUUCUUUUUGCGAUC